AUGGCUAUUGUUUUAAGGUUUGUUGAUAGAUAUGGUUAUUUACGAGAGCGGUUUUUUGAGCUAGUACAUGUCAAAGAUACAAUCUCCAAGACUCUUAAAGAAGAAAUUUCUGUGGUUUUAUCUAACCAUGAGUUGAGCAUUCAAAACCUUAGAGGGAAAGGAUAUGAUGGUGCUAGUAAUAUGAGAGGAGAAUGGAAUGGUUUAAAGGCUUUGUUCAUGGAAGAAUGUCGCUAUGCUUAUUAUGUACAUUGUCUAGCACAUCAAUUACAAUUAGCUCUUAUUGCUGCAGCAAGGGAAGUAGCUGAGGUUCACGAUUUUUUCAAAGAUUUAAUUUUUAUUGUUAACACUGUUAGCUCCUCUUCUAAGCGUUAUGAUGAGUUACAAGCUAGCCAAAUAGCUGAAUUGGAGAAUUUAAUUGAGAUUGAGGAGGUUGAAACAGGGAAAGGAUUGAAUCAAAUUAGCACGUUGCAACGUCCUGGGGAUACUAGAUGGAGCUCUCAUUAUAAGUUGAUUUAUAGUCUAUUAAAAAUGUACAAUGCUACUCGCUUAGUCCUUGAAAAAAUUGUCAUUGAUCGUCGGGUAUCAUAUUCUCAACAUGGGGAUGCUAAAUAUGUUCUAAAAAAGUUGGUAUCAUUUGAUUUCGUAUUUAUCUUACACCUUAUGGAAGAUCUUAUGGGAUAUACAGAUGGUCUUUGUCGAGCUUUGCAGCAUAAAUCACAAGACAUUUUAAAUGCUAUGCAUUUAGUUGCUGGUACAAAAUCCUUGAUUCAAAAUUUUAGAGAUAACGGUUGGGAAUCCCUUUUACAAAAAGUACAAUCAUUCUGCCUUAAACAUGAUACUCAGAUACUGGAUAUGCAAGUUGCUUAUUCUAAUAUAAUUCGAUCUCGACGCAACAAAGACAACAUAACAGUGGAGCAUCAUUAUCGGGUGGAUGUGUUUAAUGCAGCUGUAGAUCAGCAAUUGGAAGAGCUAAAUAGUCACUUUAGUGAACGAACAACAGAGCUACUGACUUUAAGUGCAUCUUUGAGUCCUAUUGAUGAAUAUAAACACUUUAAUGUGGAAAAUAUUUGUCUCCUUGCAUAG
Molecule: messenger RNA, 1083 nt
Organism: Chenopodium quinoa (quinoa)
Lineage: Eukaryota; Viridiplantae; Streptophyta; Magnoliopsida; Caryophyllales; Amaranthaceae
Product: zinc finger MYM-type protein 1-like
Exons: 1
Coding region: 1-1083 (360 amino acids)
Source: RefSeq, a predicted model, not a curated record